Molecule: messenger RNA, 657 nt
Organism: Miscanthus lutarioriparius
Lineage: Eukaryota; Viridiplantae; Streptophyta; Magnoliopsida; Poales; Poaceae
Source: the annotation of a GenBank genome assembly
AUGGCGGGCAAGGAGGAUGUUAAGCUCCUCGGCCUGCCGCUGAGCCCGUUCGUGGUCUGCGUGCGCAUGGCGCUGCACAUGAAAGGAGUGAGUUACGAGUACCUCGAGGAGGACCUAAACAACAAGAGUGAGCUGCUCCUCAAGUCCAACCCGUACGUCGACGAGCUGUUCGCUGGCCGGUCAAUCCUCCCAACCGACCCCUACGAGCGCGCCACCGCUCGCUUCUGGGCAGCCUUCGCCGGCGACAAGGUGCCUUUCUCGCAGUUGUUCCCGGCGUGGUACGGCGUGGUGACGGCCCAGGCGGAGGAGGAGAGGGCGGAGAAGGUGAAGGAGACGCUUGCCGCGAUCGAGCGCAUGGAAGUGGCCUUUGCCAAGUGCUCCGGCGGCGGCAACGCCUUCUUCGGCGGCGACUCCAUUGGCUACGUCGACAUCGUGCUCGGCUCCUUGUUCUGGUUCGAGGCGGUGCGCAGGGUUUACGGCCUGGAGAUCAUUAGCGCGAGCAAGACUCCGCUCUUGGCUGCGUGGGCGGAGCGGUUUGGAGGGAGCGUAGAGGCGAAGGAGGCGGUGCCGGUAACCAAGGCGGACAUGGCGGUACAGUAUAUCAAUAAGUUUCGUGCCCCUGCCGCCGGCGCUGCGAAGUUAGCGAGUUCAGAAUGA